GCAGUUCCAGCGGUCUUGGAACUCGGGCAGCCCGCCGCAGAUCCGCGCCAUCUUCAAGAUCCACGCGAGCAGCGCGGUAGCAACAGCUUAUCACAGUAAAUGCAGCAGAAUUGGGCCCAUGGCGGCGCAUGGCAAUGGAAGCAAACUCGCCAACCAACAACGGCGCUUCCACGGCACACGGCAGAGCUGCGCCUUCUCCGGGCAGCCGUGCACCAAUCCAGGCUGCCGAGCCUGUUCUAUCAUCCGUGGCGGCUUCCAGAUCAAGCACUUGUCGGCCAACACACAGAACAGGGGUGCUUUUGGUCCGGGGCACUACACCUCUGCCAAGUCAUCGACGGCAAAGGGUUAUGGCAACGUCCUCAUUGUCACCAUUGUGGCCGUUGGGAUCGCCGACCUGGUGCAGGACCCCACGUCGGCGCCGCUUCCGCCUGGACGCCAUUCACGAGUGGCCAACAAGUCCACUGGCAAUGAUGAACUGAUGGUCCCUGGCGACGACCAGAUGCUGCCGUCUUACUUGGUCCUGUUCUGA
Effrenium voratum is the source of this 529-nucleotide messenger RNA. Lineage: Eukaryota; Dinophyceae; Suessiales; Symbiodiniaceae. The record is from the annotation of a GenBank genome assembly.